GAGCAGGGAAAAGGAAAAGGACUGCGCUCCUCACAAGACGCUUCACACACGGACGCCGGUCUGCACCAGCUGUAUCUGUUUUCCUGAAGCCCGGCAUGGAGGAUGUACUGGACACUCGCAGACAGUGGACACUCAAGUCCUUGCUGUUUCUCCUCUUCUUCACGGUGAACGCAUCAGCUCAAUGUCUCAGACCUCAGGGAAGUGGAAAUAUGAUUUUAUCCAAUGAAGCACUUCUAAUGAAUGACUUCCCAGACGGUACUGAUGUCCUCUUACUAUGUGCCAAUGGAUAUGUUAAAGAAAGUGGCUCUGGGACUAUGAGUUGCGUUGGUCAGGAAUGGACAGAACCAGAUCUUGUCUGCAAGAAGAAGGACUGUGGCAUCCCUCCAGCACAACCAAAUAUGAGGUUUGAUGUACCUGAGGGUACUCUGUUUGGUGCCACAAUAGAAGUAUUUUGUGAUCCAGGUUAUCAAAUAUCGGGAUCAAGCUAUAAACAGUGCUUUGCUUUUGGGUGGACUGGAAGAGCAAAUUGUGAAGUUGUUACUUGUGAAGCACCUCCUGAAAUACAGAAUGGCAGCAGCUCUUGGGUUUCUCAAGAGAAUCCAGAAUAUGGAGAAAGCAUUGUUUACCGCUGUAAUGAAGGCUUCAACCUUGUAGGGGAAUUUAGUAUUACGUGUAUGGACACUGGUGAAUACAACUCUUCUGCCCCUGAGUGCAAAGCUGAAUGUCCUAGACCUCAGGGAAAUGGAAAUGUGAUCUUAUCCAAUGAAGCACUUUUAAUGAAUGAGUUCCCAGACGGUUCGGAUGUCACCUUGGAAUGUGCCAAUGGAUAUGUUAAAGCAAGUGGCUCUGGAACUAUGAGUUGCAUUGAUCAGAAAUGGACGGAACCAGAUCUUAUCUGCAAGAAGAAGGACUGUGGCCUCCCUCCACCACAACCAAAUAUGACUUUUGAAACCAGUGAGGGUACUCUGUUUGGUGCCACAGUAAAAGUAGUUUGUGAUACAGGUUACAGGAUCAAUGGAUCAAGCUAUAAACAGUGCCUGUAUUCUGGCUGGAGUGGAGGUGCAAAUUGUGAAAUUGUUACUUGUGGAGCACCUCCUGAAAUACAAAAUGGCAAUAGCUCUUGGGGUUCUCAAGACUAUCCAAAAUAUGGACAGAGCCUUGUUUACCACUGUAACGAAGGCUUCACUCUUGUAGGGGAAUUUAGUAUUACGUGUAUGGACACUGGUGAUUACUCUUCCAGCCCUGAGUGCAAAGGCAUGCAGGAUGUAAAAGAUAUCGGAGCCGUCCAAGUUUUACUCAUAGCGAUAGCCGUAUUCAUAGUUGGAGGCAUAGUUGCAGUCCUUCUGAUAAAAAUCUUUCUCUGGAGAAAAGGCUCGUAUGACACCGGAGAAGACGUGAAGCCGGAAUUCUCACAAUUCACAAAUCUUUAGAUCGCCUUCUUCUCUCAGCUCUGGAAAUGGCAUCGCCCCAAUCUGAUAGAACAUCUCUUAUUGUGAAGAAGGAUGCAUCAACAAACACUGAAUUUUUGACAGAAACCACAAUACUAGCUUUUUAAUAUUUUUAUACGAAAAAUAGGAACUGAUCAAACUUGCUGUACAUUUCUGUAAUUUAUGCAUCAAAAAUGCCUGUUUGCACAAAAUUGUAAAUAUUUCAAUUAUUGAUUUUUAUGCAUUAAGUGUUUCAAAACACUAUAAUAUUAUUUUAUGUUUUUACUUUUUACACUUUUUUUCCCCAAAAGAAUUUGAGUUUGAUGUUUUUGAGGAAAACCAUCAGUCUCCAGCAGGGGUGGCCGGUCCUGAGAGCUCCUAUCCACCAUGUUUUAGAUUUUUCCCUGUUUCCACACACCUGAUUCAAAUUAAUGUUCGUCAACAGCCAGGUCGUCAUCAAGGUCUGGAGAAAUCUGUUACUAUUUGUAUCAGGAUGUGGUGAAGCAGGGAAACAUCUAAAACAUCCUUGUUAGGGGCUCUCGAGGACUAGGAUUGCUCCCCCCUGGUCUAUAGGUUUUCAUGUUUUAUUAUGAGAGAACCAGCAGAAGUCUUUCAAGGAGUGAACAAUGCAGCUAAUUCAUCCGCAGACUGAGCUGGAGGCUGUUUAAGAUACAAUCAGUUACAUUCUUCGCCUCCUGGGAUUCUUUUCAUGAUUGUUUAUUCAUUUUCCUGGGGCUUUUGGGGUAUUUUUUUAUAGAAAAAAUAAUAAUGAUAUAUAUUUAUUUAUUUAUUUAUGUAUGUAUUUUUUAAAUGUUUUUUAUAACGAUAUCAUUUAGCAAUUCAUUGAUGAAACUAUAGAAAUGAGAGAAAAUUCAAAGAAAAUGCAUAAAAAGUUUUUAAACCAUCCAAUAUACAUGCAAUCAUAUCUAUAUAUGUAUAUGUUUUUCUUUUUAUACCUCAGUAGAUUUAUGGAAAAAACCAACAUGACUCUGUUUAGAAGAAUGUAAUCAAAUAUAUAUAUAUUUUUUUCAUGUCUUAUAAAGCUAAGGUCUGUGACCUGAUGAGGAGAAAGUCAAUUUAUUGUCAUGGCUGUUUUUUCUUUAAUUUUAAAUUUUUUUUAUUCCUGGUCAGGGUGUGGACCAGAAGAGAGGAAAUCCCCUUAAUUAAGUGUGAUGACACUGCUUUAUUGUAUCCUGAGCUGCUGUUUUGACAAAAUAGCCCUGCUUCUUUAGAGCCACCAGAGUUGGUUUCUAAAGUCUAGCUUUAGGUUUUCUUGAUGCAAAAAUGUAAGCUGUAUAUUGAUUUAAAAGAUGGUACGAGCGAUAGUGUGGAAGAAGAAAACAUUGGUCACAACCAGGAAUUCAUCAUCAUAGCUGUCUAUUUGUCAUCAGGACAGAUUGAUAAUGUCAAGAGAAGAGGGGUUUUGAUGUUUAGAUGCCUUGACAACAGUGAGUACAGUUCAAGAAAUCAUCAAUCAUCUUCCAUCCUGUCCAGCCUGUCACCCAAAAUUAAAAGAAAUGAUUAAUGUCUGUAAUAUCUCUGUAUAAAUUGAAGCCAAAUUGAUUCAGAAAAAACCCGGUAAAAGUUGAUUCUGAUGAAAGAUGGGAUCUGACUUUUUUCUUAUUGACGUCCUACAAACGAAAAGACCUAAAGACUUACUAAAUUCAACAAUUCUGGUUUCCAUUG
Cololabis saira (Pacific saury) is the source of this 3113-nucleotide messenger RNA. RefSeq names its product complement decay-accelerating factor-like. The record is from RefSeq and is a predicted model, not a curated record. The coding region runs from base 96 to 1430 and encodes 444 amino acids. NCBI's taxonomy places the organism in Eukaryota, Metazoa, Chordata, Actinopteri, Beloniformes, Belonidae. The transcript has 13 exons.